Molecule: messenger RNA, 1956 nt
Organism: Lachancea meyersii CBS 8951
Lineage: Eukaryota; Fungi; Ascomycota; Saccharomycetes; Saccharomycetales; Saccharomycetaceae
Source: the annotation of a GenBank genome assembly
AUGACGAGCCGUGUGGACCUCUUAAAGCGCUCUAUCAGACUGACCAGACUAAGCCGUUUUUACGCAAGUGAAACCUCUAGAAAAAUGGUCUCCACUACUCGCGAUACCACUUUGUCCCACUCCAUCGACAGAGACGACCCUCACACGAAGUUGAAGCCUGUGGGCUCCAAGGCCAAAGCCAUGUUGGAAGACCCAGUGCCUAAACAGACUCGUCUUUUCGUGGAGGGUCCCAUCGAAUGUCCUUUGGAGGGAUUCCAAUUGUUGAACUCUCCACUUUUCAACAAGGGUUCUGCCUUCACGCAGGAAGAAAGAGAAGCCUUCGGACUUGAAGCCUUGCUGCCUCCUAUGGUUAACACUCUCGACGAGCAGGCCGAAAGAGCCUACAAGCAACUUUGCUACCUCAAGACGCCAUUGGCUAAAAAUGACUUCAUGACCUCCAUGCGUACUCAAAACAAAGUUCUUUACUUUGAGCUUGUGAGACGUCAUAUUCGUGAGCUAGUGCCUAUCAUUUACACACCCACUGAAGGUGACGCCAUUGCCGCUUACUCCCAUCGUUUCCGUAGACCCGAAGGUGUCUUCCUCGACAUUACAGAGCCAGACUCUAUCGAGCGUCGUCUCGAGUCUUACGGUACCAGCAAGGAUGUCGACUAUAUUGUUGUUAGUGACUCCGAGGGUAUUUUGGGUAUCGGUGACCAAGGUAUUGGUGGUAUCAGAAUUUCUAUUUCAAAGUUGGCUUUGAUGACACUUUGCGCCGGUAUUCAUCCCGGACGUGUUCUACCUGUGUGUCUCGAUGUUGGUACCAACAACAAAAAGCUUGCUCGUGACGAGCUGUAUAUGGGUAACCGUUUCGCCAGAGUGCGCGGUAAGCAAUAUGACGAUUUCGUGGAUAAGUUCGUGAAGGCUGUCAAAAAGAAGUUUCCAUCUGCCGUACUCCACUUCGAAGAUUUCGGCGUUACAACCGCCAGACCAAUCUUGGAUCGUUACAGAAACGAGGUUCCAUGUUUCAAUGAUGAUAUUCAAGGAACUGGUGCUGUGGUCAUGGCUUCUUUCUUAGCUGCCCUCAGACACACCAAAAGAGACUUGGGAGACUCUAAGAUCUUGAUCUAUGGUGCAGGCUCUGCUGGUUUGGGUAUUGCAGACCAAAUCAAAAACCACAUGGUCACCCACGGUCUGUCGGAAGAAGAAGCUCAUGGCAAAAUCUACUUGAUGGACAGACGCGGUUUGAUUUUGAAGUCGAUGGAAGCAUUCUCAUCACCAGGUCAAUACCUAUACUCCAAGCCCGAUGAAGACUGGUCAAACGUGAACACCAACUCUCUUUUGGAAGUUGUCGGCCAAGUGAAGCCCACUUGUUUGAUAGGCUGCUCCACUCAAGCAGGUGCCUUCAACAAAGCUAUUGUUACAGAAAUGCAUAAACACAACCCAAGACCCAUCAUUUUCCCACUAUCUAACCCAACAAGACUACACGAGGCCGUUCCAGAAGAUUUGAUGAAAUGGACCAACUUCGAAGCCCUUGUCGCUACCGGUUCACCAUUCCCUCCUGUCAACGGCUACCGCAUUUCCGAAAACAAUAACUGUUUCUCAUUCCCAGGUAUUGGGUUGGGCGCCGUGCUAUCUCGUGCCACAUCUAUCACUGACACAAUGAUUUCGGCUGCCGUGGAUCAAUUAGCUAGUCUGUCCCCCAUGACGGAAACAGACUCGAAGCCUGGUUUGUUGCCACCUCUGGAAGUCAUCAACGACACCUCUGCUAAGGUGGCUACAGCUGUUAUUUUGCAAGCCUUCAAGGAGGGAACUGCCCGUGUCGAGGAAGAAAGCGUGCCUGGUUCGAGCAAAAAGGUCGAAGUUCCAAGAGAUUUUGACGCUUGUCUCAAAUGGGUCACCAGACAGAUGUGGAAGCCCGAUUACAGACCAAUGGUCAAGGUGCAACAUGACCCAAAGGUUUUUACUCACCAGUACUAA